Molecule: messenger RNA, 1119 nt
Organism: Morchella importuna
Lineage: Eukaryota; Fungi; Ascomycota; Pezizomycetes; Pezizales; Morchellaceae
Exons: 12
Coding region: 1-1119 (372 amino acids)
Biological process (GO): translation; modification-dependent protein catabolic process; protein ubiquitination
Cellular component (GO): nucleus; ribosome; cytoplasm
Molecular function (GO): structural constituent of ribosome; protein tag activity; ubiquitin protein ligase binding
Source: RefSeq, a predicted model, not a curated record
AUGUCCGGCUCACGACACCCGCAGUUUAAUCAGACUGUCUUGAUUGACAAGACUCCCCUUCCUACUUCAAUCCCACCAGUUCAGGAAGUUGGUGCAACAUCGGCCCCAUUGCUGAGUAGUUCCUACUUUAUCGGCGCCAGGUGUAAGGACUACAACGAGGACUACAUCCUUUGCAAGCAUGAGGCCGGUGGAAGGGGAGAGGUAGAGUGCUUGAAGGAGGGCAGGAAGGUCACUCGGUGUGCAUCAUCGGUUCUCGCGGACAUCAAUAAGUACUGCCUCAAGGAGUUCCGAGCUCACUGGGAGUGUCUUGAGAACAACAACCACAGGUUAUUCCACUGCAGGGCACAGGAGAAGCCCUACAACAAAUGUGUGUUCGACAACUUGAAACUUGAGAAAGUUAUUCCUGGUGUUCCCAAAGGCGAGACUCCGAACACACGAAAUGAAACCCUAAAGCAGUAUCUCAGCGGAUCACACCUAGCACGACUCGUUCGAAGGUGCAGUGAUAGCGUCAUAGUAACCCGCGCAUGCAUUGGAAGAUUCCGACUGGCCGUGUUCCGAGACAGGGUAACUGCGCACGACAGCCACACCACACCCCGCGGCGCCACUUGUGACUGCUUCCAUUUGUGGGGAGCACACUCCCAACAGCUCCAACAUGUCGACUUCACUCCAGGCUGUUGUUUGCAAGGUAGCGAUAAUUCACCCACCGACCAACCAACGAGAAAUACAGCAAAGAUGCAAAUCUUCGUCAAGACUUUGACGGGUAAGACCAUCACCCUUGAGGUCGAGUCCUCAGACACCAUCGACAAUGUCAAGUCCAAGAUCCAGGACAAGGAGGGAAUCCCCCCAGACCAACAACGUUUGAUCUUCGCCGGAAAGCAGCUUGAAGAUGGAAGGACUCUUUCGGACUACAAUAUCCAGAAGGAGUCUACCCUCCACUUGGUCCUCCGUCUCCGUGGAGGUAUCAUUGAGCCUUCCUUGAAGGCCCUUGCCUCCAAGUACAACUGUGAGAAGAUGAUUUGCCGCAAGUGCUACGCUCGUCUGCCUCCCAGGGCUACCAACUGCCGUAAGAAGAAAUGUGGUCACACCAACCAGCUUCGCCCCAAGAAGAAGCUGAAAUAG